Messenger RNA from Pygoscelis adeliae (Adelie penguin), 651 nucleotides. RefSeq names its product leupaxin (gene LPXN). The transcript has 9 exons. The record is from RefSeq and is a predicted model, not a curated record. NCBI's taxonomy places the organism in Eukaryota, Metazoa, Chordata, Aves, Sphenisciformes, Spheniscidae. Gene Ontology annotation, biological process: transforming growth factor beta receptor signaling pathway; substrate adhesion-dependent cell spreading; endothelial cell migration. The coding region runs from base 1 to 651 and encodes 216 amino acids.
AUGGAGGAUUUAGAUGCUUUGCUGGCAGAACUGGAGCAGAGCUCUCACCCGGGCUCCAAGGACUGCAUGCUGCAGGUGCCGAGCUCCUGCAAGCAGGAUCUGGCCACAGCCGGGCCCCCAGCACCCAGUGGCCAUGAGCGGCUUGCCUCGGCGGCCCUGAAGGUGCAGCUGCCACCUCAGGCUCAGCCUCCAGGAGAGGCUUUGAAGACAGUCUACAGGUCCUUCCUGUUUUCCCAAAUGCUGGGCCGCCAGCCCUUCUGCGAGCGGGGCGGGCGGGCAUACUGCGAGGAGGACUACCACCAGGCCUUCUCCCCCCGCUGCGCCUACUGUGCCAACCCCAUCCGUGAGAAAGUCCUCACGGCCCUGGACCAGACCUGGCACCCCGAGCACUUCUUCUGUGCCCACUGCGGGAAGGUGUUUGGAGAUGACGGCUUCCAUGAGCGGAGCGGGAAGCCGUACUGCCGCCAGGACUUCCUGGCCAUGUUUGCCCCGAAAUGCCAGGGCUGCGAGCGUCCGGUGAUGGACAAUUACCUGUCGGCCCUGCAGGGCGUCUGGCACCCCGAGUGCUUCGUGUGCGCGGAGUGCCUGAACGGCUUCGCCAUCGGCUCCUUCUUCGAGCUGGAGGGUCGGCCCUACUGUGAGCUGAAGUGA